Molecule: messenger RNA, 1189 nt
Organism: Exophiala dermatitidis NIH/UT8656
Lineage: Eukaryota; Fungi; Ascomycota; Eurotiomycetes; Chaetothyriales; Herpotrichiellaceae
Product: cofilin
Exons: 6
Coding region: 371-829 (152 amino acids)
Biological process (GO): actin filament depolymerization; actin filament severing; cell motility
Cellular component (GO): cytoplasm; actin cytoskeleton; actin cortical patch
Molecular function (GO): actin filament binding
Source: RefSeq, a predicted model, not a curated record
CAAAAACCCCUCAAGCUUGAAUGCAGCGCAGAGCAGCCGGCCACUGCAGGUGUCUGUCACUACUACUAGUACUAGCAGUCCUAUACAGUGUAGCCUGCGGUUUCGGACCCCACCAUCUUCUCUAAGGAAGUUAGGUAGUAGUGGUAGUAGUAGUACUACUGCUGCUGCACUGCAGUGUGUAGACACCCUCCUACGUACACAAUCCAUCCAACCUGCGCAAUCAUCCUUUCACUCAUCCUGAGCAUUUAUUUUGCAGCCUAUUCAACCCAAGACUCGCUUGAGCAACGUCUCAUAUUCCUGCGUCGUAAUCCAGCCGGUCGAAGUGCUCCUGAACAGCAAAGCCGUCGCCUAAGUUUUCCAGUCCUCAGCCAUGCCUGUGUCCGGACUCUCCGUCAACCCGGAGUGCGUUUCUGCCUUCAAUGAGCUGAAACUCGGCCGCGGCGGACCAAAAUAUAUCAUCUACAAGAUCUCCGAUGACCAGAAGGAAAUCGUGGUGGACGAAAUCGGCAAAGAUUCCGACUACGACACAUUCCGAGAGAAGCUCAUCUCGAAAAAGGAGCCAACCGGGAAAGAUAGACCCUCCUAUGCCAUCUACGAUGUGGAAUUUGAACUCGAGGGUGGUGAGGGCAAGAGGUCAAAGAUUGCGUUCAUUACCUACAUCAACCAAGACAACACGGGUGUCAAGUCUCGCAUGGUCUACGCCAGCUCGCGCGAGACCUUGAAGAACUCGCUCAACGGAAUUGCCAUGAACUGGCAAGCGAAUGACCCCGGCGAGCUGGAAUGGGUCGAUUUGCUCAAGGAGGCCAGCAAAGGCAAAGGCACAAUCUAGAAGUCACAAGAUUGUCCUCGUUGCACAUUGUUACCCGACAAUGACAGUGAGCGUGCAAGAUGCGUAGCAGAACAACCUGUCGCACCGUAUCGCUGCCCGAAAUGGUGCCUGCCCGACAAGAGGCCGUUGGGCUUUGAUGCGUGCCAUUGGAGAAGCCAGAUAUCUCUGCGCCGAUACGAACACAGCGGCAUGAAGAAUUUGAGAUAGAAGAACUCAAGCACAAUUGAACAAAAUCCACACGAACUGUCCUACUGCCUAUCUUUUUUCCAUAGCUGUACUAGUACUAGUAAUAGCUGUACUAGUACUAGUAAUGGUCGACAACGAGCACCUCAACUGCGAGUAAGGCAACCCAAGAACCAC